AUGAGCAGAAGUAAGCGUGACAGCAAUUUUUAUAGUGUAGAGAUUGGAGAUUCUACAUUCACAGUCCUGAAACGAUAUCAGAAUUUAAAACCUAUAGGCUCAGGAGCUCAAGGAAUAGUAUGCGCAGCUUACGAUGCCAUUCUUGAAAGAAACGUUGCAAUCAAGAAGCUAAGCCGGCCUUUUCAGAAUCAAACGCAUGCUAAGCGGGCUUACAGAGAACUGGUUCUUAUGAAAUGUGUUAAUCAUAAAAAUAUAAUUGGCCUUUUGAAUGUUUUCACACCACAGAAAUCCCUAGAAGAAUUUCAAGAUGUUUAUAUAGUCAUGGAGCUCAUGGAUGCAAAUCUUUGCCAAGUGAUUCAGAUGGAACUAGAUCAUGAAAGAAUGUCCUACCUUCUCUAUCAGAUGCUGUGUGGAAUCAAGCACCUUCACUCUGCUGGAAUUAUUCAUCGGGACUUGAAGCCCAGUAAUAUCGUAGUAAAAUCAGACUGCACUUUGAAGAUUCUUGACUUUGGAUUGGCCAGGACUGCAGGAACGAGUUUCAUGAUGACUCCUUACGUAGUGACUCGCUACUACCGAGCACCUGAAGUCAUCCUAGGGAUGGGCUACAAAGAAAACGUUGACAUUUGGUCAGUUGGGUGCAUCAUGGGAGAAAUGAUCAAAGGUGGUGUUUUGUUCCCAGGUACAGAUCAUAUUGAUCAGUGGAAUAAAGUUAUUGAACAGCUUGGAACACCAUGUCCUGAAUUCAUGAAGAAACUACAACCAACAGUAAGGACUUACGUUGAAAACAGACCUAAAUAUGCUGGAUACAGCUUUGAGAAACUCUUCCCUGAUGUGCUCUUUCCUGCUGACUCAGAACACAACAAACUUAAAGCCAGUCAGGCGAGGGAUUUGUUAUCCAAAAUGCUGGUGAUUGAUGCAUCCAAAAGAAUCUCUGUGGAUGAAGCUCUUCAGCACCCAUACAUCAACGUCUGGUAUGACCCUUCGGAGGCGGAGGCUCCACCACCAAAAAUACCUGACAAGCAAUUAGAUGAACGGGAACACACAAUAGAAGAGUGGAAAGAAUUGAUAUACAAGGAAGUUAUGGACUUGGAAGAGAGAACCAAGAAUGGAGUUAUACGGGGGCAGCCCUCUCCUUUAGCACAGGUGCAGCAGUGA
Messenger RNA from Pipistrellus nathusii (Nathusius's pipistrelle), 1155 nucleotides. Lineage: Eukaryota; Metazoa; Chordata; Mammalia; Chiroptera; Vespertilionidae. The record is from the annotation of a GenBank genome assembly.